GGGGGCUUCCUCGCACGCGCUCGUCUCCUGGGCAGGGAUAAGAACCCAGCGGUCGGUCGGAAGCAGCUUCCUCCCAGUCCAGGUAGUGGAGAGGCCAAGGAGGGAGUUACAGAAAUUCUUCUCACUAGGAAGAAAGGUCUGGAGGUUGGGGCAGGGCUUGGAUCUCGAGGGGGCCGGGCUCGGCUAGUGCCGGGGGCGGGAGCAGCGGCCGGAGAGUCGAGUUUUGCAGCGGGAGCUGGAACCCGCAGCCACCUCUCUCCGCUCGCUCCUAUUCUAGCUCCCUCGUCCCUCCUCCUUCUCCUUCGCCUCCGGCGGCCGUGAUGGGCUUCGGGAGCCGGCUGGCCCAGCUGGGCGCCCUGUUUCUGCUGCUGCGGCCGAAGCCUCUGUCCGAAGCGAUCGUGCCCCGGGUCAGCCUGCCUUACGGCUCAGAGGAGCGGACAGUUUGGAGGUUUGAAGCAGAGGGCAUCACCAACUACACAACACUAUUGUUGAGCAAAGAUGGAAAAACCCUGUUUGUGGGGGCCCGGGAGGCUCUCUUUGCUCUCAGUAGCAGUAGCAGUUUCCUGCCCGGGGGUCACUACCAGAAGCUGCUGUGGAGUGCUGACCCAGAGAAGAAGCACCAGUGUGUCUUUAAAGGAAAGGACUCACAGAGGGACUGUCACAACUACAUCAAGCUUCUCCAGCCAUUCAACAGCAGCCACCUCUACACCUGUGGCACAGCUGCCUUCAGCCCGGUCUGUGCCUACAUAAACAUUCAGAACUUUAGCUUGGAGCGAGAUGAGCAGGGAAACGUCCUGCUAGAGGAUGGGAAAGGCCGCUGUCCAUUUGACCCGGAGUACAAGUCCACGGCCAUCAUGGUUGAUGGUAAGCUCUAUGCCGGAACAGUCAGCAACUUCCAGGGGAAUGAGCCAACCAUCUCCCAGAGCCAGGGGAAUCGGCUCACCCUCAAGACUGAGAACUCCCUCAACUGGCUUCAAGACCCUGCCUUUGUGAGCUCCGCUUACAUUCCUGAAGAGCCUGGACAACCCGAGGGGGACGAUGACAAGAUCUACUUCUUCUUCAGCGAGACUGGCAAGGAAUUUGACUUCUUUGAGAACACCAUUGUGUCCCGAAUUGCCGUGUGUGCAAGGUGCUGCUCUUACCAGAGCCUGGCUCAAGGUCCCCACCUCUCCGCGUGGUUUCACAAAACUCAAACUGAUUCUUCUCUCCUGACAGGGGGGACCUGGGUGGGGAAGAGAGUAUUGCAGAGACGCUGGACAUCUUUCUUGAAAGCCCAGUUGCUUUGCUCCCGGCCAUCUGACGGCUUCCCCUUCAAUGUACUCCAAGAUGUCUUUGUGCUGAGCCCGAGCAAAGAACAAAAGAACCGGCAAGACACCCUCUUCUAUGGAGUCUUUACUUCACAGUGGCAUCAGGGAGCUGCAGGGGGCUCAGCCAUAUGUGUCUUCACCAUGCAGGAUGUGGAGAGUGCCUUCAAUGGCCUCUAUAAGGAAGUAAAUCGAGAAACCCAGCAGUGGUAUACAGUGAUGGAUUCUCCAACGCCCCGGCCAGGAGCGUGCAUCACUAAUAGUGCCCGGGAAAAGAGGAUCAAUUCCUCUCUGCAGCUCCCUGACCGUGUACUUAACUUCCUCAAAGAUCACUUUUUGAUGGAUAAGCAGGUCCGUAGCAACGCGAUGCUGCUACAGACCAGGGCCCGUUAUCAGCGCCUCUCUGUGCAUCGAGUCUUUGGCUUACACCAUACUUACGAUGUCCUCUUCCUGGGCACAAGCGAUGGGCGAUUGCACAAGACUGUGAGCUCGAAGCAGAGGGUGCAUAUUAUUGAGGAGAUCCGGCUCUUCCCACCUAAUCACCCUGUACAGAACUUACUGUUGGAUCCCCAAAGAGGACUGCUGUAUGCUUCUUCCUACUCGGCGGUGGUUCAGGUGUCUGUGGCUAACUGUAGCCUGUAACCAAGUUGUGGGGAGUGCAUCCUGUCUCGAGACCCUUACUGUGCCUGGAGUGGGACCAGCUGCAGGGAUGUCCGGCACUACCAGUCUGAACUGGCCUCACAGCCAUGGGUGCAGGACAUUGAAGAUGCCAACACGGAGCAGCUCUGCAACAAUUCUGCACUCAGCCCCGUGGCUUCUACCUUGUCAGAUGAGAUGCCAUGCAAGCAAGUACACUUCCUGCCCAACACUGUCAACACCCUGACCUGCCGACUGCUCUCCAACCUGGCAUCCCGACACUGGUUACACAACGGGGCCCCCAUCAACAACUCCGCCUCUUACCGAGUGCUGCCCAGCGGGGACCUGCUCCUGGUGGGCAGCCAGGAUGGGCUGGGUUCUUUCCAGUGCUGGUCCCUUGAGGAGAACUUUCAGCAGCUGGUAGCCAGCUACUGUGUGGAGGCUACCGAGGGAGCAGCGAAUGGGGAGGACGGCUCCAUCAUCCCGGUCAUCAUCAAUACCUCUCGGGUGAGCUCACCCGCCAAUGGAAAGGCCGCUCUGGUCCCGGACAAAACCUACUGGAAUGAGUUCCUGCUGAUGUGCGGCCUGUUUGGAUUUGCUGUUGUGCUUCUUGCCCUCUUCUUCCUUUAUCGGCACCGGGAUGGCAUGAAGGUCUUCCUCAAGCAGGGAGAGUGUGCCAGUGUUACACCCCAGGACCCGCCAGUGAUGCUACCAUCGGAAAACCGGUCCCUCAAUGGAGGCGGCCCGCCCAGUGCCCUGCCCGAUCACAAGGGUUACCAGGCCCUUGCUGACAGCUCUCCAGGCCUUAGAGCUUUCACUGAAUCCGAGAAGAGGCCGCUCAGUAUUCAGGACAGCUUCGUAGAGGUGUCUCCUCCAUGCCCCCCGGCCCGGGUACGGCUGGGCUCUGAGAUCCGUGACUCUGUGGUAUGAGCACAGGAGAUGGGUAAAAGCUAAGCCGGGCCCUAGGGACAAUGACUCUAUUGAGAUUGACCAGCCCUACCUCUUUUCCUCAUCAAACCACCCAGAAUUCAAAGAAUGGAGCUAGCUUGUGGCUAGCUCGCUCCUACUUCCUAUGGGAGUCUCUGAGGGAAGAGGAUGGUCAGAUGCCUUGGAGCAUGGCUCUGAGGCCUCCUUCCCCUCGGCCAGGAAUGGAAAAGAGAGGUGGGGCCUAGAGGGGCCCAGUCGUGCAGUGACCUAUCUCAUCCUAUUCUGUCUUUGCUAAGAGAUCGGACAGACUAGCUCUCCUGAGCCCUUGUGAAAACAUUUUUCUUAAAAAAAAAAAGAGAGAGAGAGAGAAUGUGAAACAAGGGGUGAGACAUGAUCAAGAACUUUCCUUUGAGCCUGUUUGGGAAGGGAUUCAGUUCAUGGCUCCCCUCCCUUACAUGAUUUCCAUGGGCAUUUUGGAAUGUACCAGGACAAUGAGAGAUCUGCCUGAGCCUGAGUUUGAAAUCCAUCUUCUCUUCGUCAGCGUGCCUCCUUCCAGUUCUUCUUGUGUUCUGCUGCCAAAGUCAGUCACUGCAGAGAACCUAGGGCCAUCUCUGAGGCCCCCAAGGAAUCUUGGUCCUGCUGUGUCAAGCACCCCUUACGCCUGCCCCUUGAAGGUGAGAAAGACCACCCAGGACACACUUUCUCCCUACCUCCACAGAGCAGGCUGCAGACACAGGAGGAUCAUUAUGUCACUGCCGUACCCUGCCAAGACACCAGACUAGUAGUGGCUUCUAUACCUGCUCUUGGGACCCUAGAGGGCUGGCAUAAGGCUGGUGUGAUCACCGUGUCAAGGGAGGAGAUAGAAGCACAUUCCAUUUUUUUAUGGGGUUCAUGUUGAACAUCAAAGACUAGACUUACUGUCUUCCCUUCCCAAUAAUCUAAAAGAACCACUGUGUCCUCAUCCUUCUUUGUCCUUUGACCCUGUUGGACUUCCUCCCGCUUUCCAUAAAUGACUAACCUCCCCAAGCUUAAUAAUUCUCUGGCCCUUUGUGCUGUUUCUGCCCAAAGGGACGCUGACACUGCCCAGCUCAGGGGCCAUGAGUCUAUGGGGUUUUGUAUCAUUUUUUUUUUUUAUAAAAUGCACUUUACUUUUUUUUUUAAAUAAAAAUCCAAAAUUGAAUUUUA
Molecule: messenger RNA, 4052 nt
Organism: Dromiciops gliroides (monito del monte)
Lineage: Eukaryota; Metazoa; Chordata; Mammalia; Microbiotheria; Microbiotheriidae
Gene: SEMA4B
Product: semaphorin 4B
Biological process (GO): semaphorin-plexin signaling pathway; negative regulation of axon extension involved in axon guidance; axon guidance
Molecular function (GO): chemorepellent activity; semaphorin receptor binding
Source: RefSeq, a predicted model, not a curated record